Messenger RNA from Spathaspora passalidarum NRRL Y-27907, 1161 nucleotides. It is a transcript of the gene PUS4, whose product is annotated as pseudouridine synthase. Gene Ontology annotation, biological process: tRNA modification; mRNA pseudouridine synthesis. Gene Ontology annotation, molecular function: RNA binding; pseudouridine synthase activity. The transcript has a single exon. The coding region runs from base 1 to 1161 and encodes 386 amino acids. Lineage: Eukaryota; Fungi; Ascomycota; Pichiomycetes; Serinales; Debaryomycetaceae. The record is from RefSeq and is a predicted model, not a curated record. Gene Ontology annotation, cellular component: mitochondrion.
AUGCUAAGAUACUUCAAUAUGAAUGGGGUAUUUGCAAUUUAUAAACCAUCAGGUAUAUCAUCAGCGAAAUUUUUGGAUCGUGUACAAGCCACAUUCACUGAAUCAAAAGUCUUUGCUCACGAUUUACAACAAGCUCGGGCAAAGAUCUUGUCUGAUUUAAAUACUGACAAAAAAUGGAGAGGUGGACGAGCAGAAAAGAAAGCUAGCAGAACAAAAGUAAAGAUUGGCCAUGGUGGCACUUUAGAUCCAUUGGCUAGUGGUGUUCUAGUGGUAGGUGUUGGAUUGGGAACUAAAAAAUUACAGUUUUAUCUUAGUGAAUGUCGCAAAACAUACGAGACCAAAGCUUUAUUAGGUAUAUCUACCACCACAGGUGAUUCAGAAGGAGAAAUUAUAACACAUAAUGAAAUUGAUCAUAUAACCUCUGAGAUGGUUAAGGAUGCCACUAAGAAGUUUAUUGGUGAUAUCAAACAAACCCCACCAAUUUUUUCUGCAUUAAAAGUUAAUGGAAAACCACUUUACGAAUAUGCAAGACAAGGCUUACCAUUGCCUACCAGUAUUAAAGUUAGAGAUGUUACAGUUUAUGAUAUUAAAGUUUUUGAAGAUGAUUUAUUGUCAACCGAUCACGAAUUCAAGACAUUGGUUAGCGAAUUGGACGAGAAUGGUGUUCCCAAAGAACAUGGUUUAGAAAAUAAUCCUACUUUGAAUGACUCUCCGUUAUACUUCAGUAGUCAAUACCUUGAAAAGUGUGAAAAAGAAGAGGUUUCCAGUGAAGUGGGCAAACCAAAAAUCUUACCCUCGGAUAAAGACUUGCCAGAAAAACUUCCUAUGAUUCAUUUUUCAUCUGAUGUUUCAUCAGGAACUUAUAUUAGAAGUUUGAUUAGUGAUAUAGGAAGAGCUUUGGAAUCUUCGGCAUACAUGGUUGAGUUAAUUAGAACAAAGCAAUCCGAAUGGGAAUUAGGUAAGAAUGUCUUCACGAUUGAAGAUUUCGAGAAAGAUGAAAGGAUCUGGGGAGCUGUAUUAAAGAAAGUAUUAGACGAUGGUGGUAAAGACAUUGAUUUAAAAUCUGAAUUUGAGAAGAUUGCAAGUGAAGUUGCAAAGGAAAGUCCAGAGCAAGAUUCCCACCAAAGUAAAAAACGAUCUAUUGAUGAGGUUGAAAACUAG